Molecule: messenger RNA, 306 nt
Organism: Meloidogyne enterolobii
Lineage: Eukaryota; Metazoa; Nematoda; Chromadorea; Rhabditida; Meloidogynidae
Source: the annotation of a GenBank genome assembly
GACUUUUUUGGAUGCCAACUAUGUGAAAAAAUUGCAUGAGGACCUGUAAGGGAAUUGAGUUACUUAAAGAGGGUAAUAUGAAUGAAUGAGGACGGAAACGAGCACACAAGUGGGGCUUAACGGGGUAAAAGGGAUGGGUAAAUGGAAGGAUAGGGGAAAGGUUGUGACUCAGAAAAAGAAAUUGGGAGAAAACAAGUGUUUGGAAAUUUUGCUGGGAGAGGGAAUGUUGAAAGGGGAUAUAGGUGGAUAGAUAAGCUAGUAAUGUAUUUCUCGAGUUGAACCUGAUAUUUUAUGAUGUUCUCAAUC